Vespula vulgaris is the source of this 1449-nucleotide messenger RNA. It is a transcript of the gene PIG-L, whose product is annotated as N-acetylglucosaminyl-phosphatidylinositol de-N-acetylase. Gene Ontology annotation, molecular function: N-acetylglucosaminylphosphatidylinositol deacetylase activity. The record is from RefSeq and is a predicted model, not a curated record. The transcript has 5 exons. Gene Ontology annotation, cellular component: endoplasmic reticulum. Gene Ontology annotation, biological process: GPI anchor biosynthetic process. Lineage: Eukaryota; Metazoa; Arthropoda; Insecta; Hymenoptera; Vespidae. Bases 493 to 1386 code for a protein of 297 amino acids.
UCGAUUGAACGAAAGAUAAGAUUAAAGUUAAUGUUUAAAAUGGUGGUAUCCUUGUUAUAAAAAUUAUUUAAAUAUCUACCUCGUUCGCAAUAAAGAUUACACAAUAUUCACGCAAUUAAAGAUUAUUUAUAUUAAAAAUUCGUGAAUCAUUUAAAAAGUGUUACAUAAAUGAUAUUUCAUAAAUUUAAAAUCUUUAAUAUCAAUGAGAUUAUAUAAUUUAUCAAAUAUUAUUUUAUAAAUACAUAGUAGUAAAUAAAAUAUAAAUUUAUACUUCGCAAUGUGCAUUCAGCAAAAAAAAAUAUUCAAUAUUAAUUAUCGUAAAAGAAUGAUAAGAAGUCAUCUGUAUAAAAGUCAAAGUUAGUUAUAAGAAUUACCAAUAAUAUAACCUCAAUAUUUCUAUCAAAUGAUUUGUAUUUUAAUUUUCUAUAUUAAAAGUUAAUAUUUAUAUUUAUACAUAUAUAUAUGUUCAUUUAAAGAUUAUCAAAUAUAAAUAUGUGGAUGUUAGAAUUAUUAGAUAUUGAUUUAAUAAAAGAAUACUUCAGUAAUCAAAUUAACGAAUUAGUUUGCUGGUGGUAUUAUUAUAUCAAAGAAAUAUCUUGGCAAUUGUUAAUAGCACUUCUCGCAUACAUUUGCGUUUGUAUAUUUUUCUAUGUAAUCUUAAAAAAAGUUAAUCAUACUGCGUGGCAACUACCUGGUCCUCCCAGUAGAAUAUUAUUAGUUACUGCUCAUCCAGAUGACGAAGUUAUGUUUUUUGGACCUAUGAUAUAUUGGGUCACUCGGUCAAAGAUCAGCAAUAUAUAUCUACUGUGCUUUUCCUCUGGUGGAGAUAAACAGAGAAAAAAAGAAUUAUGGAAUUGUACAAAAUUACUCGGUAUACCAGAAGCAAAUGUAACAAUUAUAAUGAGCAGCGAAUUACCAGACAGUCAAUCUGUAAAAUGGCCAGUUGAUGUUUUAGCUGAAAAUAUAUUACAUUAUAUAGAGAGCUAUAAGAUUAAUGCUGUUAUUACUUUUGAUAAAUAUGGUGUAAGCAAGCAUAAAAAUCAUAUUUCUCUCUAUUUUGCAAUUGCUGCAUUAUGUAUUGAAAAAAAAGUGCCAUCUUAUUGCAAGUUAUAUGUGUUGGAAUCUGUGAACAUUACUAGAAAAUAUGUACAACUCUUAGAUUUACCAAUCAGUUUACUUUCUGCGUCAUAUUGGUAUUUACUUACGUAUGAACAAAGAAAAAAUAUAAGAAAUGCCAUGAAAGCACACAAGUCUCAAUAUGUUUGGUUUAGAAAGCUGUAUAUGAUAUUUUCACGAUAUACAUUUAUUAACACACUGCAAGAAAUCAGUGCGCUCGAUCUUGAAUUGGAUUUUCAAUUUGAUGAUGAAUACACACAAUCUAAUUAAAUCUGUACAAAAUAAAAGUGAUGAUAAUUGUAAAUAAAAAAAAAAUAAAUUUGUUUAUAUCGA